Oncorhynchus kisutch (coho salmon) is the source of this 10447-nucleotide messenger RNA. RefSeq names its product unconventional myosin-XV. The transcript is spliced from 58 exons. The record is from RefSeq and is a predicted model, not a curated record. Gene Ontology annotation, cellular component: cytoskeleton; myosin complex. Gene Ontology annotation, molecular function: protein binding; cytoskeletal motor activity; ATP binding. NCBI's taxonomy places the organism in Eukaryota, Metazoa, Chordata, Actinopteri, Salmoniformes, Salmonidae. The coding region runs from base 1 to 9900 and encodes 3299 amino acids.
AUGAAAAAGCAAGAGGAGAAUGGCAAGAGAGGUAAAGAGCAGACUAAACAACAGCCGAAAGAGGAGAAAGGUAAGAAAACGGUGAAUGGGAAAAGUCCGAAUGGUAGAUCAUCCCCUCAGAAGGAGAAAAGCAUGACAGUUGAUGGCGGUACGAAUAAAGCUAUCAAAUCUAAACCUGGAUCAAAAAUACCCCCAACCAAAGGAGGGAGGGCAGACACACCUACACCUAUAACAAAGCCUGUAAAAAAAAGAGGUGUCAUAGGGAGUGAAACAGAGGAGACUGAGGAAUCUGAGAGCGAAGGAGAGAGUUCAGUGGAGGAGAGCGAAGAGGAGGAGCUAGUUUGUAUUGAGGAGACAACUGAGACAGAAGGGCUCGAGACAGAGGUGACACAGGAUAGCAGCGAAGAGGAGGUUGAGGUGUCAGACACGGAGAGAAGCACAGAGGGGCAGGUUAAGGAAGAAUCAGAAAAGGAACCUCCAGUAGAGGAGGAAUCAGAAAAAGAACUUCCAGUGCAAAUCAGGAAACGAGGGGAACUUGAAGAGGAGCCAGUCAGUACCAGUGAGGAAGAGGAGGAAGAGGAAGAAUCAGUGGCAGUGACCAGCGAUGGGGGUGAAUCUGAGAAGGUAACUUCAAGGAAAAGAGGGUCGCCCAAGAAAGCCACCGCUGUACCACCACUCAGUUUGACGACCAGCGUCACUGCACCGGCAGGGUGUCUGAAAUCCAAGAUGUUCAUGAAGAAAAAAGGCCAGGCUGAAGAGAAGGUUGACAAACCUAAGAAGGCCCAGAAACCCACGAAAGCAGAGAAGAAGAAAGCUGAGAAAGCAAAGAAAGCUGAGAAAAAGAAAGCAGAAAAAGCUGAGAAAAAGAAAGGGAAAGGGAAACAGAAAGCUACUCCAGCAGAGGAAGAAGCCCAGCCUCUGAAAGAUGUCUCCCUCAGCAAGGCUGACGCUGCAAAACACAAGGCCCAGAUCCUGAAGCUAGCCAAACAAACAAAAACCUCCAUCAAAGACAAGAAUGCUUCGUCUUCCCCAUUGGAGUUGCAGGAGGAUGAGGCUGCCUCAACUUCAUCCAAAGCCCCUAAAGGCCUAUCACGGGUGAUGCUAUUGAAAUCAAAAGGAAAUGACCGCCAAGCCUGUCUGGGUGAAGUAGAACAGGAAGAAGUGAAAGAGGAGCAACAAGAUGGUGAAGGAGAAGCCAAACAGGGGAGCAGGAAAAACAUUGGCCUGGUCCUGGGCAGAGUCAAGAUGGCAUCCGUUCGACAAAGGAGCAAUAAAAUGCUGGUCAGGCCUGGAGAGGAAGCAACUACAGCCGGGUCGACAGAUCCAGUCUCAGCCAAACCCACGGACAGCCUCGUCACUCGUAGGAAAGGUGUGACGACUCUACGCCACGUCUCGGGUUGGAUCAGGGGGAAGAUGCCCAAAGGGUUCAACCUGAGGAGUAAACUGAAAGUAGUGACCCAGGCCAUUGGCUUCUCACGUUGGCUCCCUCUCCAAGCCAUCAAACAGAGGGAGGGAGCCACUAGCUCCAAACACAGCCUGCUUAAACAUCGGAUGGCCAUGCGUGUGGCUAGUAAGACCAGCCUGGCCAGCAAGAAGAACCGAACCUCUGGAAACGGAGCCGAAGAUAAGUCUGCUGUCACCCAGAAGAGGCAAGCUGGGGAGUCUGGUGACGACCCCCACUCCACCUCCCCUCCAGCAGCCAUCGUGCUUCCCAGGAUGAACAAGCUGGGCAUGGGAAAGGCCAUAGGAAUUCUACCAGCCCAGCCAUCCCAGACUGCUCAGCCAGCCUCCUCCACCACCCCAGGCUCCAGCACUGCUGUGGGAGCCACCCUCGAAGCACCCAAGCCCCCCAAACCAGGAGCCAGACUGGUACUCCCAGUCAAACCGGACCUCACCCUCCUCAAGUCCAUAAAGAAGCCUGUUCCUGGAGCAGCACCAGAGCCAAAGAGGACUGAAAGUACAAAUGGGAGCACAGGAGCACAGAGACCCACACCGGACACCAGCAACGAGGACAGGAAAAGGGAGGCGGCACUUAAAGGCAAUGAGGGUUUCAGCAUCCUCCAGGCAGCCAGGGGCAAACUGGGCAACGAUCAAUUCAAAUUGACCAAGCUAUCCAAGCCUCUUACUACUGCUGCAAUAGAAGUAGGACCCAGCCGUGGAGCUAUAGUCCCAGACAGGGAGACAGGGGCUGGGUUUGCCGGACCCCCCACUGAUGGUCCUGAGUCUGGAGAACCUGUCAGACUGACUGGAGAACCAUCCAGAGUUGGGUCUAGGGUGGGGUCGUACUAUGAAGAAGAGGCUGAUCGAGAGGUGGCCCAGCUGAUGGGAGGGGGGGGGCUGUACCCUGUCGGGCCUCUGGAGGUGCACUGGGCUGGGACGACUCGUAUGAGCGGAGACCCCCAGGACUGGCUGCGAGCGGAUACCCUCCUGCCCCACCAGACAGUGGAGAAGCUGACCAAGUGGACGGUGUACGAGGAUGGGAACCAGACCAGGACUGUACCGACCCACAACGGGAGAGGACCCUGGGAGUCUGAGGACCCUGCUCAGGACAUGCUGGAGAGUCGCCUCAAUAACACAACGGUCGCGAUGCCAGGGUCUGACCAGGCUGUGGAGGUGGACGAGGUGGAGGAUCUAUCCCAGCUUGAGGAGGUGUGUGAGAGCUCUGUGCUGCUGAAUCUGAAGAAGAGGUUUCACCGGGACUCCAUCUACACGUACAUAGGUAACAUGCUGCUGUCACUUAACCCCUUCAAGCCCCUUGACCUCUACACAGAGGACCUCCGACAGCAGUACCAGGGCAAGGAGCAGAAACGCAACCCUCCCCAUGUCUAUGCCUUCGCUGAUGCAGCCUUCAGCCAAUCUCAGAGCUCACCACAAGAGCAGUGCAUCGUCAUAAGUGGUCAGAGUGGAUCAGGUAAGACCGAGGCCACCAAGCUUAUAGUCCACUACCUCAGCUCCAUGUACCAAGGCAGGAACAACAACCUCAGACAGCCCAUGGAGGUGCUGCCGAUUCUAGAGAGUUUUGGUAAUGCCAAGACCAUCCUCAACAACAACUCUAGUCGCUUUGGCAAAUACCUUCACGUCCACGUUCUCCAGGGUGUGGUGGUGGGGACUUCGCUGUCAAAGUACCUUCUUGAGAAGUCACGCGUUGUCUUCCAGGCCAAUGAGGAGAGGAACUACCAUGUGUUCUAUGAGCUGCUGGCAGGGAUGAACGACUGGGACAAACAGGAGCUCUAUCUGCAGGGAGCAGAGACAUACUACUACCUCAACCAAGGCGGGUCCUGUGAGCUGAAGGGGAAGCUGGACAAACAGGACUUCCUGUUGUUGGCCCAGUGCUUUGAGACGAUUGGUCUACACGCCGACCAGAUCUCCACAGUCUGGGCCAUCCUCUCCUCCAUACUACAGCUGGGGAAUAUCUGCUUCAGUUCCUAUGAGGUGUGUGUGAGAGAGUGGAGUGAGUCGUUUGAGGUGGCCCGUAUCUUCAGUGAGGCAGAGGCCAGGAGAGUAGGUUCUCUCUUGCAGGUGUCUUCAGAGGCCCUACAGACUGUCAUCACACACAAAGUCACGGAGACAACCUAUGACAGGAUCUACUGCCCCCUGUCUGUGGAAAGUGCCAUAGAAUCCAGAGAUGCCAUAGCCAAGGCCCUGUACUCUGUGUUGUUCGAUUGGCUGUUGGAGCAGAUCAAUGAUUGGCUGAGCCCUACAGAAAUGGACAGCACCGUGGGGAUAGUAGACAUCUACGGCUUCGAGGACCUGGGAGUGAAUAGCUUUGAACAGCUGUGUAUUAACUUUGCCAACGAGCAGCUGCAGCACUUUGUCAACAAGGCCGUGGUGACCCAGGAACAGGAAGAGUACAGUACAGAGCAGAUCCAGUGGUACCCUGUCCCACUGCAGGACUUCCACUCCUGUCUGGACCUCAUCUCCUCCAGACCACAUGGUAUCCUCCGUAUACUGGAUGACCAGACCUGCCUACCCCAGGCCACCGACCACACCUUCCUCCAAAAGUGCCACUAUCACCAUGGGAACAGCCCACACUACACUAAGCCCAAGAUCCCUCUGCCUGUCUUCACUGUGUAUCACUACGCCGGAGCUGUCACGUACCAGGUCCAUAACUUUCUGAAUAAGAACCAUGAUCAGUUCCGUACAGAGGUGGUUGAGCUGCUUAAGGGGAAUCAAUCCAUCACUCACUCAAUCACCCAUUCAAUCAAUCAAUCGGUCUCUGUAUCUCAGAUGGUGUCAGGGCUGUUCCGUAAGGUGCAGGAUAAUUACCUGCAGCAGAGAGAGUUGGGCUGGAGGGGUAAAGGUCACAGGCAACAGCCCUCCACGGUGGCAGCACACUUCCAACAGUCCCUGACUGAGCUCACCACACGACUAGAGAGGUGUAAAACCACCUUUAUUCGAUGUUUCAAGCCAAAUUAUGUCAAGCUUCCCGGUAUCUUUGAUGUGGACUAUGUGUCAACCCAGCUGAGGCAUGCUGGGAUACUUGAGACCAUCACCAUCAGGAAGGAGGGAUUCCCCAUCCGCAUCCCCUUCUCCUUCUUUAUGGAGAGGUAUGGAAUCCUCCUGGUGGAGCGACCAGCCACCAUGUCUGAUAAGGAGCAGACCGUGGCGUUGCUGAACUUUGUAGGGGCUGAUGAGGGACAGUACCAGCUAGGACUCACUAAGGUGUUUCUGAAGGAGGUGCUGUACCAGCGUGUGGAGGACAAGUGGAACAGCACUCAGACCUGGGCUGCGGUUACCAUCCAGAGGAACAUCAGAGGGUUCAUCUGCAGGCGCAACUUUAGGUUCUUCAAACAGAAGGCCAUUGUCAUCCAGAGCCACAUACGAGGACAUCAGGCCAGGCAGUAUUACAAGCGUCUGAGACUGUCCUUCACUCAGUUCUGGGCUGCAAUGAUGAUCACCAGGAACACAAUCAAGAGACGACAGUGGAGGGAACAAGAGAGGAACGAGAGGAGCACGGUGAAACCCACCACUGAGACUGAAGAUCACACCUCCACAGGAAUGGAUGUGGGAAUGUUGGAGAUCCCAGCUGAGCUGUCGGCCAGACUACGCAGCGCAGCAGGGCGGCAGCAUGGCUCUGGGGUAACAGAGGUGGCGCCUCCACAGGUGAAAGCAGGACACGCCCUCACCCUGCCCCUCGAUAUAGACAGCUACCCCUUCUCACGAUACGCCAACACUACGCUGAAGGAUGGCUGGUGUCAGCCGCAGGGCUACUCCCUCCAGCGACCUCUGACCUAUCUGGAGCCUGAAGACGCUUGCAUCGCUCUGGAGAUCUACAAACUGAUCCUGCGCUUUGCAGGGGACAGUGAUCUGAGUGGCUGGCAGGAGCAGAUGUUGGGGAACUACAUUGUGGAGCAGGGCCUUACCAGACCCCCCCUGAGAGAUGAGAUCCUAGCCCAGAUAGCUUACACCACCUGGGGCAGGGAGUCAGAGGAGGGGUCCCUACGGGGCUGGUUGUUACUAGCCUGCUGCCUCAGUGCCUUCACCCCUUCCCCAGCCCUUGACAAAUCCUUGCUCAAGUAUGUGUCUGACAAGGGUCCAGGUGAAUAUCGUUCUCUGUGCCAGCACAAACUCCUCACCUCCCACCACCUACCCUCCCCCACAUCCCGCCUCCACCCCCCCUCCCAGCUUGAGUGGACAGCCAAUCAGAGGAGAGGAAAGAUGGUUCUGGACGUACACACCUUCAACGAGGAGAAGAUUACAGCUGAGGUAGAGUCCUGGACCACAGGAGAGCAGCUGGCCUCGUGGCUGCUCCACUUCAGAGGGUUAGGUGAGGCUCCUCGGGGCUGGUCUGUGUCUCUGCUGGCUGAUGAGGGCUGGUCUGACCUGCCUGGAUGUGACUUUGUCAUGGACCUGUUGGCUGGAGGAGAGACUGAUACUACACUGGGGACCGCACACACACCCACUGACUACCUGUUCAACAACGAGGGAAACCGGAUGAUAACAGAUCUAGAUGGGUUCAUCCCCCCGGCCCCCUCCAUGCAGGCCCCUGGUCUCCCCCAGCAGGAGGCUCACUGGGACGGCGGAGACUACCAGCCGUCAGAGGGUUCUCGUGGUCGUCAGAUGGAUGCUUAUCUGGAUGACCUCUUUGACCCAGUGCUGGACCAGGGACCAGGGGAUAGGGAGCGUAUGGCCAUUUUGAACAGAAGGAUGAGAGGAGGAGGAGGGAUGUAUGGAGCAGGUGUCCCAAUGACAAUGCCAGGUUAUUCUAUGGGAAUGCCGAUGAACCCUGCCAUGCAAGGCUACGGGGCUCAGAUGAUGCCAAGUAUGAUGCCAUCUGCCCCCAUGCCUAUGAUGCCAACCAUGAUGAUGCCCCAGCCAGCUGCACCAGCCGUGGACUCCCAGCAGAUGGCAGCACAGCAGCAGGCUUUCAUCAACCAACAGGCCUUGCUCAUGGCCCAGCAGAUGACAAUGCAAGCCAUGACCAUGUCCCAGCAGCAGGCUCAGGAGCAGCAGCAGAGACAGCAGCAGCAGAGACAGCAGCAGCAAAGACAGCAGCAGCAAAGACAGGAGCAGAGACAGGAGCAGAGACAGGAGCAGAGACGCCAGGCUAACCGAACCGCCACACCCCCCCGCGCCCCAUCACCCCCACCCCCACUCCACACAAAUCCCCCCACCCCACCACCGCUACGCACACCCAGCCAGAUGAAAACACAGCCACAGCACCAUAUACCUGAGCCGGAGAGGGAUGUGGACUUUGCCAGUCCAGACCAGCGUGAGUCUUUCAAGGUGAAGAGAGAGUUUUUCCAGAAGAUUGGUUCUCAGCCCAAGCCAGCAGCCAAACCGUUAAAGCCUCGCCCUGCUCCCAGCAGCCCCCCCAAACAGACCAGGCCCCGCACCCCCUCUCCACCCCCAGCCCCCAGGACUUUGCAACCUCCCCCCUCUCCUCCUGCCAGAGACCCAUACCCCCCCAGCCCCCCUGCCUCCCCGCCCCCGCCCACCACCAGCAUCCGUGACAUCAUCAAACAAUACCAGAACCGCCCCGCCAGUGACCCCAGACCCUUCGAGCCCGUCAGGGUUCCAGCCCGGUCGUUUGUAAAGAAGAAUGAUCCUAAAGAGGAGGCCUUGGCGAUCCUCAUGAAUAAAGGACCUGUACAACAGCAGAGAAAGUGGGCCCCUCCUCCCCCCAUCCAGAGGGAGCCCCCCCGUCAGAGACAGCCUGGCAAUCCAGCGUGGCAAUCCUCUCCUCCCUCCACCAGAGGGCCUCGCUCAAUCUCCAACAGCAUGAAGCAGAAACAGCGCUCCCUGGCCGACCUCUUUGGCACGCAGGGUCGUUCCAAGAACCUUCCGCCUGCUCCACCCAAGUCCACCCCUCCUUAUCCCCCAGCCAUCUUUGAAAGCUUGCCAGACCCUCCCGCCAAGGCUGCCCCCACACUCAAUCUGUCUGGGGAGGAGAGUGUUCGCUCCCAGCUCCACAGGUUCUCUGCCAGCGUCUACUUCUCCAACUCUGCCAUGCCUGGCAAACUGUUCCUACGCAAGGAGGUGUUUUACCCCAGAGAGGGGUUCAACCACCCCUACAUCCUCAACCUCCUUUGUGAGCAGAUCAUGAGAGACACGUACUCUGACACCUGUGUGAGGAUCACCAGAGAGGACCGGAGAAAAAUGAAAGACCUACUAGCCAGUUUCCACGUGGGCACCAGUAUCAGCUCGCUUCAGGACGACACUAUGAAGAAGAGGAUAGUGAUGGCUGCCAGGGACAACUGGGAAAACUACUUCACACGACUCUUUCCUGUCAAAGGUGGUACCAGCGGAGACACCCAGCUGUUGGGCGUGUCUCAUCGUGGGAUUCGACUGAUGAAGGUGGCCAGAGCAUCAGGCAUAAACCCCAAACACCUGCGCCUGCUACGGAGCUACAGCUAUGCAGAGCUGCUGUCGGUGGAACUGCGGUCUGCCGACAUCGUGGAAUUCAGUCUAAAGGGAGAGCAGCUACAGCUGCAGAGCAACAGGGCUCCACAGAUCACUGCCAUGGUCAGCCUGUUCCACCAAGAACUCAUCAAUGGCUCAGAUCAUGUGAUUGCCUUGAAGAGCUUUGUGACCGACGACAAGAGCCUGCUCAGCUUCCGCAAGGGUGACGUCAUCAAACUGCUGCCCAUUGACGGCCUCCAGCCAGGUUGGUGUUUUGGUUCCAUCGGGGGGCGCUCCGGCCUCUUCUCCAUCGACGUCACUCAGCCGUCUGCCCCUCCUGACUACCACCACGUCCACCUUGACCGCCUCGACGAGAGGAGGAAGAGCAUGAGAGCCCUCAAGCCGCCCGCUGCCACUAGACCCCCAGCUCCCAGGUCCACUCCCCACACUGGCUCAGCACAGCCCAGCCGAGGGAGCUCCAUGCUGGGGUCAGCUCGUUCCAUCCAAGUAUCUGUCCAGGGCAGUGAGAUGAGUGACGCCCAGACGUUCCGGAUGACAGCGUUUGCCAUGAAAUACUUCAGAGACACUGCCACCAGAAUGGAGGGUAAAGGUCUGCUUAAUGGAGGUAUAAACUUCUCAGAGGUGCUUCAGUACACAGAGGUUCCUAUUCAGGAAUCCCUCAUCCUGUACAAUGAUCCUGAGCUCAAUGGCCUGGCUGUCCAGGCCUUCCUGAGUGUGAUGCAGUUCAUGGGAGACCAGCCUCUUGGGAGGCACACGUCUGAGGGAGACUGUGUCAGCCAUAUCUUGAUGUUAGGGAAGGAGAAAGAGUUUCUGAGAGAUGAGAUUUACUGCCAGGUGAUCAAACAGAUCACAAACAACACACACAAAGAGAGAUGUACCCGGGGUUGGCGUCUGUUGAACCUGGUAGCAGGGUUCUUCCCAUGCUCUGGCACUCUGAACCCCUACAUCACAUGUCAUCUACAAAACAUCAGCCAAGACACCACACACCUCUACCAAGAGCUGUCUCAAAACUGUAAGGAGAGCAUGUUCGGGACUCUGAUCCACGGUGGUCGCAGACACGUCCCCUCUCACGCAGAGAUGGAAGCCAUACUGGCCGGCAGACAAUCUCGUCGGUUCCCCAUCAAGCUGCCAGGCGGAGUGGAGUUCAUCUGUAAGAUACGCAGCUUCAGCGUGGCUCUAGAGGUGGUGGAAGAGCUGUGUACAGAGAUGGGCAUCCAGGACCCGUCAGAAGUCAAGGAGUUUUCUAUCCAUGCCAUUCGGGACAAGGAUGGGAUGGUGCGGCCUCUCCACUCAGAUGAGUACCUGUUUGACUUCCUAUUGGACGACGGCUCCAUCGUCCUGUCCUUCCACCGCGUCAUAUGGACACACCGACUUCACUUCGACAACGACCUCUACCUGGAGUUCCACUUCCAACAGGUCCUGGGUGACUACCUGGAUGGCAAACUGAUCCUGCCAGGCAGUGGUGCCGCUGUCGUCCAGCAGACGGCAGAGCUGGCUGUCCUGCAGCACCUGGCACAGGGCCUCACUCAAGAGCCUUCUGUGCUAGAACUGAAGGGGUACCUCCCCCAACAGGAAGGGGGCAGCACCAACCUGGAGCAGAUCCACACCAUCUCCCUCAGAGAGAUAACCGCCAUGCGCUCCCUCAGCCCCCGCGACGCCAAGGCACGCUUCCUCGAGAGCCUGAGCUCCCUGCCUCUGUUCGGUUCUAAUAUCUUCCUGGCUCAGAAAGUCAGCCAUCGCAGCUGCCCCUCGCCCUGCCUGGUGGCUGUCAACCAAGAAGGAGUGCUGUUCUGCCAUCCCAAUAUGCAGGAGCGGGCAUUCAUGAUCCCAUUGGUGGAAGUGCAGUCACUGCGCUCAGUUAAACCCAAGAAAGACAAGAAGGUGCCUGGAGUGGAGAUCAACUACGGCAACCCAGGACUAAAAACCAUCACCAUCCACCUCAAACAGGCCAAGAAGCUGUGCCACAUCAUUGCUGUCAUCAUGGAGGAGCUGGUGAGACCACCCAUCAAUAGCUCUGUCUCCAGCCGCAACCCCUAGACACACACACACACCCGCACGCACACACACACACCUGCAGUUGGAUAGGAAAUGAGUUCUACAACUGUCAAUCAUUGAUUCAUAUACGCAAUGAAAGCGAAUCACUUUCCAUAUCUACCAUUCCUUCUCCUGUGUCAGUGAUACUCCAGUUGGUGAUUGAUUGAUGAAAAUGGUUGAGAAAUGAAUUCUAUCCACUACAGGUUUCAUUUUCUCAAUUUCCCAACAAACACGCACUCAGAGAGGGAGCCUAUUGAUAAGCGGACCUGCACUGAUAAAUAUCAAAACAAAUCAAUGCCUAAAACAUUUCAUUAUUUAAAAAAACAUCACAGCCUUUGAAUACCAAUGAAUGUCCAAAUUUGAAUAUUGCUUUGUACGUGUUAGGUUUCCGUGCAAUAUAUCUUUAUAUAACCGAUUUAUCAAUGUGUUUCUUUGUAGUAAAUAUUUUUGUAAUUUAAAUCAAAUUAUUUUGUAGAUGGAUGAAACUGUUCUUGUUUACUUUGUGUAUAACUAUUAAAAAGUAUUGCUGAAUAAGGCAUUGUUUCAAUUA